CCCUCCAAAACCCAAUCUCCCUCUCCCUCUCCCUCUCCCUCUCUCGCUCUCACUCUCUCUCUUCGAUCAGACCUGUUCGUCGAUGGCGGAAGAUUCGCAGUUGACUGAAGGUCAAGCGGAUUGUUCGUCCCCCUCUCCUCGUCCUCCUUCUUUCUCCCUCUGCGAUGGCGGAGGAGCUGUUGCUGCUUCUCCUGUGGGCGCGGGUUUGAUGAAUCUUGGCAACACCUGCUUCCUCAACGCGGUGCUCCAGUGCAUCACCCACACCGUUCCACUCGUGAAGGCUCUCAGAUCUUCAGAUCAUAGAUCUCGAUGCGAAAGAGAGGUUUUUUGUGUUCUGUGUGCUAUUGGUGAUCAUGUUGAGCUGGCUUUGUCGUCUUCUGGGGGAACUCUUCUCCCGCGAUAUCUGGUGGAGAACGUCUGCGAUGCAUCUUCAGCAUUCAGUAGAUAUGAGCAAGAAGAUGCGCACGAGUUUCUGCACUGGUUGCUCGAUGGCCUUCACACGUGCUCAUUGCCUCCUAAAUCCACCGAUAAAUUGUCAUCAGCAGACGAGGAUAGCUUUGUAAAACAGAUCUUUGGGGGAAGUCUCCGGAGCCAGAUUAAGUGCUGCAACUGUGGUAACCGCUCGGAUACUUUUGAGCCUCUACUAGAUCUGAGUUUGGAGAUUGACGACGCAGAUCGUCUCAUAGAUGCUUUGUCGUCAUUCACAAAGAUCGAGCCUAUAGACGACCCUGAUCUAAAGUUCACAUGCGACAGCUGCAAGCAGCAAGUGGCAGUAGAGAAGCAGCUUACUUUGAACCGUCUACCAAAUAUUAUUGCAUUCCAUCUCAAACGCUUCAGAAACAAUGGGCCUGAAGUGGAAAAAAUUGGGAAAUUUGUCGAGUACCCAUUGGAGAUUGAUUUACAACCCUUUCUCAGCAAUCCAGAUGAUGGGAGAGGUGACGGCAAGUAUGAUCUGUAUGCACUUGUGGUGCAUACUGGAGGCACGUCAACCUUUGGGCAUUAUUUCAGUUUUUUCCGUUCCUCUCCAGAUUCUUGGCACCGGCUGGAUGAUUCACUGGUUGACACAGCCAGUAAAACAGCUGCUCUCAGUCAAGAAGCAUAUAUUUUGUUCUACAAGCGACAAGAUUCCCCAUGGUUUUCCAGUACAAUCGAGGUGCAAAUAGAGGCGCAGAAGAAACAAUCUGACAUGAACAGUGCCACAACGUCUCCUCAGUCAGUAUUAGACGACACCGAGACUUCUCGCAUGCCGUUCUCCACCUGUUCAACAAGUGCCUCUGGCAGCGAGGUUGACGACACACCAGAAGCCAUGGAUGUGCGCCCUUCAACGCCCUUGCCAACUUCGCUGCCUAUCUGUCCAGACGACGAGCCUGAAGAAACCUUUCAGAUAGUACGGCCAAGGUCUGAUUUUGACGUAGAGAACAUCAAUUCCUCAAAUCAACUCGACAUGAAGACUCCACCACACAUUAAAACCCCUCAGUCACUGGAGGACCAGCGUAACACAGAAAGCUUGAAGAGACUGAUUAGCAGAAUGCCCAGUUCCCGACGAUCGGGCUUGAUCGCCUGCAUCAACUCUCCGAGCGGGUCCCCCGGCGAUUGCUCUGAUGGCAGGAAAACAAAGAGGGGCAAGCUAUCUAAACAAUCAACACCUUCAGCGUCAUCAUCUAAGAGGAUAUCCAGGAAUGCGAGCCCACUGUCCAGCAAUAAUGGCAGCGUGGUCUCCUUCCAGAGCAUCAGCCCACAGACUUUAAAGCGAGCCUGUGUUGCUGGUGCUUCUCACUUAGAUAUUGAUUUCGAAUGCUGAAAAGUAUCAGUGUUUAUUGUUUUCUCGUUAGAGAUCUCCAUUAGAUUCUACUGUCGUGAAAUUGUCAUCCUUCGUUACCGAGAGAGAUGAGGCGUUCCAUCAAUAACCUUUUCUAGGCUGUUGGAAAAAUCGACUAGCUGCGACCGCAUUAUGGUUUGUGGGCUGGUUUCCAGUAUCUCGCUUGUUUUUCCAAUUGUAGAAUAAGCAUCUACUUGCUGCCAUGUGUCGUUUUAGCAGCUUAUGGAGGGUUUCAGGCUUUCAGCGUCUCGCCUGUAAGAACAGUUCCUCAUUUUUUUAGAUGAACGGUAAUUUAUAAUACUUUUGGCAAUUUUUAGACAAUA
Molecule: messenger RNA, 2142 nt
Organism: Nymphaea colorata (pocket water lily)
Lineage: Eukaryota; Viridiplantae; Streptophyta; Magnoliopsida; Nymphaeales; Nymphaeaceae
Product: ubiquitin carboxyl-terminal hydrolase 21-like
Exons: 8
Coding region: 83-1801 (572 amino acids)
Biological process (GO): protein deubiquitination
Cellular component (GO): cytosol; nucleus
Molecular function (GO): cysteine-type endopeptidase activity; cysteine-type deubiquitinase activity
Source: RefSeq, a predicted model, not a curated record